Messenger RNA from Pimephales promelas (fathead minnow), 1577 nucleotides. RefSeq names its product odorant receptor, family 95, subfamily A, member 1 (gene or95a1). NCBI's taxonomy places the organism in Eukaryota, Metazoa, Chordata, Actinopteri, Cypriniformes, Leuciscidae. Gene Ontology annotation, cellular component: membrane. Gene Ontology annotation, molecular function: G protein-coupled receptor activity; odorant binding; olfactory receptor activity. Gene Ontology annotation, biological process: G protein-coupled receptor signaling pathway; detection of chemical stimulus involved in sensory perception of smell. The record is from RefSeq and is a predicted model, not a curated record.
CCGGCUAAUACGGUACAAUUGGCAACCCUACCUACACGUUUCAAAGGGGUGUGGCAGAAAAACAACGUGUAUUUGAGUCGUCCUAUGGGGAAACAAAUCCCAUUCAUUUGUCAUGAAGCAAAUCUUCAGCAAUAUAAAAGCGGGCUACCCAUCUGGCAUCUCUGAUCAUCUUUUGAUUUAUCUUCCAACAGCCUUUGUAAAACCCUGGAAAACAUGCAGAAUCUGACAGAGCUCCCAGGAAACACAACAUCCAGCAACAACCUUUCUGUCAUUGUAAAGGUGUGUGUGGUGAUCCCAUUCUUCAUUGCCUUCCUGUUCUUCAUCCUCCUGACGUUGUACACCUUUGCAUCUCACAGGCAGUUCUUUGACAGCUCCCGUUAUAUCCUCUUCACCUACAUGCUGAUGAACGACACCCUGCAGCUGCUCUCCUCUGUAUCCCUCUUCUUGUUAGUGAUGGGCGCUGUGCAGUUUGCGGUCGUCUACUGCGCACCACUGCUGUUUGUGUCUACUGCUACCUUCCUAAACACCCCACUCAUCCUUUCCACCAUGUCACUGGAGCGCUACGUGGCCAUUUUCUACCCACUUCACCGCCCUGCCAUCUGGAGACCGGAAUGGAUUUGGGUCAUCAUUUUAAGUCUGUGGCUCAUCAGCUGCAUUCUGCCCACUGUCGACUUUGUCUUGAUGCGGCUCAAGCCGGGUGUAGAUGUCCAUUCGACCCCGGUGCUCUGCAAGAGCACCGUGCUCAAUGCUUCUCCUAUUCAAGCUCUGUUCAAAGUGAGCCUCAAUGGGAUCUUCUUUGCAGUGGUCGCCGUGGUCAUCCUCUUCACAUACAUUCGGAUCCUGCUGGAGACCCGUCAGAUGCGGCAGGACCGAGUGUCAGUGAGGAAGGCUCUGCACACAGUGCUGCUUCAUGGGUUCCAGCUUGUCCUCUGCAUAAUGGCUUUCUCACAACCCGUCGCAGAACUCUUACUUGUCCAGCAUGUAAACUUGCCUCAGGCAGAUAUGUCUUUUAUCUACUAUUUCUGCUUCAUCCUGCUUCCUCGCUUCCUGAGCCCGCUCAUUUACGGCCUUAGAGAUGAGAGCCUCAGAAGCUAUAUGAAGAAAGCCAUGCCUGGUUAUGGUGCACGUAUUGACCCAAAUAAAGAAGUUAAAAUGGCUAAAUGAGAGCAAGAACAACGUUGUUGUUGGUUAUUGCUUUUAGUGACAGAUCGAGCAUUUAAAAUCAAUGUACAUUCUGUUGUAUAUUUGACACACACCAUCAAAAACUAAAGUUUCAUAUUUAUAUUAUUUGAUGGAUAAACAUAUUUUCUAAAAACAUAAAUCUGUCAAACCAAUAUUUGAUAAUUGUGUUCACUAACAGAUAAUUCUUUAUGUAUUUUUUUCUCCAUAGAGAACCUAUAAUUAUAAUAGGAGAUAAUAUUUAAGAUUUUUCUCCCGUUUAACUUGUGUACAUUAUUUUCUAUAAAUGCAGGCUGAUAAUAUUUGACUGAAAAUUACAUUAAUAAUAAUAACAAUGGAACAAAAAGUGUGGGCUCACGAUUACACUGAUGUUGUAAUUACAUUUAAGUUUAUGGGUU